UAAAUAAACGCGCAACAGGUAACACAACAAAUAAAAUAAACGCUCGCAAAAUAUUAAUUAAAUAUAUUUUGUUUAAAAAAACAAAAGAAACGAAAAGUGUAAAUAAACAAAACUAUUAUAAUGGUUACUAUUAUGUUCACAAAAUAAACCGCCAAAAUAAAGUGUCGAAAUUUUGUUCAAUCCAACUUAAGUUUAAUUUAAAACAAAACGUGAAGUAGUGACAAUUAUUUGUGGUAAUUAAUUAUGCAAAAUAAUUUAUCGUAGAUUCUUUAAAAUUAAAUCAAAAAUAAUUAAAUUGAAGUCACGUUUAAAGUGUUGUUAUAAAAUAUUUCAAUAUUAAUUCCGAAGAAAAAUAAAAUUAAACAAAUAAACUAAAGGAUCAUAAAGAAAAGUGCUAAUGAAUUUAUUUUAUUAAACCAAAACGAUCACAAAAUCAAAUUUUAAACAAGCGUUGAUAAGCUGCAUUAACAAUAAUCAAUUAUUUGCUGAAACACUUUAAAGAUUUCGGUUAAAAAUUGCUGAUUUCUCAGAAAGAUGACCGACACGAAUUCCACAUCUAAAGAUAAAUCGAAUUCGGUUGUUUCAUUAACCGAUUUUCACUCAAGAACAAAUCUCACAGAGAAAGGUCAGGCAUUCGAUGAAUAUGAUCCCUUUGCACAUCGUGAUCAAGAAAAUGGCAGUUCCACUGGUGGAGCAUUGGCUCAUUUACUGAAGAGUUCUUUGGGUACCGGUAUUUUAGCUAUGCCUAUGGCUUUUUACAAUGCUGGUCUUGUAUUCGGUAUGAUCGGUACCUUAGUCGUUGGUUUCCUUUGUACAUAUUGUGUCCAUAUAUUGGUUAGAACUUCACACAAUAUUUGCCGAGAUGCUCGUGUACCAAGUUUAAGUUUUUCCGAAACAGCCGAGAAAGUAUUCGAAUAUGGUCCAAAGCCUCUAAGACCGUGGUCUAACUUUGCCAAACAAUUCGUAGAUGGCUCCCUAAUGGCCACAUACUAUGCUGCUGCCUGUGUUUAUAUCGUCUUUAUUGCCACUUCAUUCCAUGAUGUCAUCAACUAUGAUUUCGGUCUAAAAUGGGAUGUACGUAUUUAUAUUGCGAUGACUCUUGUGCCCUGUCUAUUCAUUGGCCAGAUACGCAAUCUAAAAUGGCUGGUUCCAUUUUCUGCCAUGGCUAAUCUUUUUAUUGUCAUCACUUUCGGCAUUACACUCUACUAUAUGUUCAAUGAACCCUUGGUUGUCAGCGAUAAACCUUACGUUGCUAAGGCAUCUCAAAUUCCCCUCUUCUUUGCUACGGUCAUCUUUGCCAUGGAAGGUAUUGGUGUAGUUAUGCCUGUUGAGAAUUCAAUGAAGAAACCACAACAGUUUUUGGGUUGCCCUGGUGUCUUGAAUACAGCCAUGAUAACGGUCGUCUCGUUGUACGCUAUCAUUGGUUUCUUCGGUUAUAUUCGUUUUGGCAGUGAAGUUCGUGGCAGUAUUACAUUGAAUUUACCCGAUGGUGCACCAUUGGCUGAUGCCGCUAAACUCUUAAUGGCCGUUGCUAUACUCUUCACUUACGGUUUGCAGUUCUAUGUGCCCAAUGAAAUUUUAUGGAAAAAGAUCAGUCACAAAUUCGAUCCCAAGAAUCACAACAUUUCACAAAUUCUCUUGAGAACCGGUAUUAUUUUAAUUAGUGGUGGUGUUGCUGCUGCCAUACCCGAUUUGGAACCCUUCAUUAGUUUAGUAGGAGCUGUUUUCUUCUCACUGCUGGGCAUUUUCGUGCCCAGUUUUGUGGAGACCGUGUACUUGUGGCCCAACAUGGGUUGGGGCAAAUGGAAAUUGAUUAAAAAUGUUUUAUUAUGCAUUUUAGCCAUAUGUGCUUUGGUAGCUGGUGCUACUGUCAGUAUUGAUGAAAUUAUUGAUAUGUACAAAUAAUUUGUUCAAGUUUUAACAUUUAAGUUCCAUUAACCCCCCCACUACUACUCGUUAGUUUAGUUAAUACUUUUAUAUAUAAAAAUAAUUAUAAAGAUUUUCGAAAGUAAGCUGGUCUUGCCAGUAAGUUGGAAUUGAUAAUUUAGUUUAAUUAAUAAAUAAUAAU
Messenger RNA from Lucilia sericata (common green bottle fly), 2068 nucleotides. RefSeq names its product proton-coupled amino acid transporter-like protein CG1139. Lineage: Eukaryota; Metazoa; Arthropoda; Insecta; Diptera; Calliphoridae. Bases 535 to 1905 code for a protein of 456 amino acids. Gene Ontology annotation, molecular function: amino acid transmembrane transporter activity. The transcript is spliced from 7 exons. The record is from RefSeq and is a predicted model, not a curated record. Gene Ontology annotation, cellular component: vacuolar membrane. Gene Ontology annotation, biological process: amino acid transmembrane transport.